AGCUGGAGGGUCCUACUUCAUGAUCUCUCGUUCUCUGGGUCCGGAGUUUGGGGGAGCUGUGGGACUGUGCUUCUACCUGGGGACGACCUUUGCUGGUGCCAUGUAUAUCCUGGGAGCCAUUGAGAUCUUCCUGAUGUACAUCUCGCCCUCGGCAGCCAUAUUCCAGGGGCAGGACGAGGCCAGCCAGGGCGUGGCCAUGCUGAACAACAUGCGUGUGUACGGCUCCAUCUUCCUGCUGCUCAUGUCCCUGCUGGUCUUCGUGGGCGUCAAGUACGUCAACAAGCUGGCCUCCGUGUUCCUGGCCUGCGUCAUCCUGUCGGUCCUGUCCAUCUACACCGGCGCCUUCGUUUCCGCCUUCCAGCCUCCCAGCUUCCCGUAAGCCCUCGGCCCGUCUCGCUGCCUGUCU
Lepisosteus oculatus (spotted gar) is the source of this 406-nucleotide messenger RNA. The record is from RefSeq and is a predicted model, not a curated record. Lineage: Eukaryota; Metazoa; Chordata; Actinopteri; Semionotiformes; Lepisosteidae.